CAAUAUGUGAGUAACUUGUACACCAUGUAAAGUAACAGGAUUUUAUUCCUGCAUCUAAGAGUGAGUCUUUUUCAGCUUCUCUUGGUUUUCUUAUAUUUCAGUGACACACUAGAUCUUGGAAGCAGAGGAAGAAUCCACUGCACCAUGAGACUCACCUGCUCUCUCUUACUCAUGGCAGUGUUCUGUGUGACACCUUUCCUCUGCCAUAGUCAAAUUGAUCCACUGGCUCUUGGGCGGGCAGACCCCCAGUGCUGGGAAUCCUCCUCAGCUGUUUUACUGGAGAUGAGGAAGCCUCGCAUUUCUGACUCUGUCAGUGGCUUUUGGGACUUCAUGAUCUUUCUGAAAUCCUCGGAGAACUUGAAACAUGGGGCUUUGUUCUGGGACCUGGCUCAGCUCUUCUGGGAUAUCUAUGUGGACUGUGUGCUCUCCAGAACCCACGGCCUGGGGAGAAGGCAGCUGGCAGAAGCUGAGCAAAAAACAGCUAUUCUACGUUCUCAGUUCACAGGGAGAAACCAAGGGACAUUUUCUCAUAUUCAGAGGUCACCAGUUCUGAAGAAGGACUCAUUUGAAGAUUUAAUAAGCAUCCAUAUACAUAAGAGUAGAUCUAUAUUACUUGGAAGAAUGAUUGGACAGCUAGGAAAAAAGAGGAAAUUACACAUUUAGUCUAAGAUUCUGAUUUGUAGAUAAUUUUUAACUAUUUUGCUUUAUUUUUUUGCAUUUUAAUCCCCAUUGAUGUCAAUUUAUGUGGUGGAAGAAGGCAUGUAACCUUGAGCACUACAUCUAAUCCAUUGGACUUACGGGUUUUCUUAAUUACUUAUGAAUUUUGUCUCCUUACUAAACUGCAUGAUUUAUAAGCAGAUGCCUAGUUUAAAUUGUGUGUAUAUCAGGCUUUUUGUAAUACAUGUGAUCUGUUUAAACUAUUGUCUUUCGGGUGCCAAAACAGGAAAUAACUGAUCCUUCAAUAAAACAUAGACAAGCAGAGAAGGAAGUUGUCAAAAAAUCUCCACUGGCUCCAAGACAGAAUUAGAGAAGAGAUGGUGAUGUUUGGUUGUAUGCAGAGCUGUACACUUGUGCAGAGCAACCCCUGCUCAGAGACAUCAUCCUACUAAAGAAAAAUAGUACAAAUUUCUGCACAAAAAAUACCUUCCAGGAAUGUUUUAAGUUUUCCAGUAAAAGUAAAAGGGUUAACAGAUUUUACCAGCUCCUCUGCUUUCACACUUAAAAUGCCUAAUCACAAAAAUUCUCAUACAUAACUAGCAAUUGCUUCUUUUCUAGUUUACAAGUUCUUUGUAGAAAAAUCAGUUUCUUCUGACUCUUACUGAUAACUCUAAUAGUCAAUUUGGCAUUAAACUAAUGCAAAACAACUUAUGGCAGGUAACAUUUGAUUGCUUUUAUGAUGUAAGUUAUUUCCAUUGCCAGGCUGACUGGAUGAAAUCAUUAAUUUCAUCAUUCCAGGGCUAUUACAUUUAGUUGCUCAUUCAAAGUUUCUUUCCUUCAGCAUCUAGCAAUAUUUGGUGGGGCUUUUUUCUUUUUCCCAAAUGCCCACAGAAAAAGGGG
Messenger RNA from Catharus ustulatus (Swainson's thrush), 1557 nucleotides. It is a transcript of the gene FAM237A, whose product is annotated as family with sequence similarity 237 member A. NCBI's taxonomy places the organism in Eukaryota, Metazoa, Chordata, Aves, Passeriformes, Turdidae. The record is from RefSeq and is a predicted model, not a curated record. The transcript has 2 exons. Bases 145 to 663 code for a protein of 172 amino acids.